AUGAGCGGUAUUGUUCUCAAGAACCGCUCUAACGUUUCCCAUUUCAUCAUGUUGCAACGACAAUCAAUGUUCAUAAACCAUUCCUGUAAUCCAAUUAGACUUCAUUCUCUUCUCUGCAACAAGCUUCAUUCCAAACCUUACUUUCGAUUACCGGAUUUUGUCAAGAAACCCAAACAACAUGAAAUUUCUCCGGGGUCUUUGUUUUCUUCUUCGUCUUCUUCUUCAACAGCUUCCGUUUCGAAAGUUGGUUUUGUAGGUUGGUAUUUGGGGAUGAUUAAGUCACAUCCUAUUCUCACUAAAAGUAUUACUUCUGCACUUAUUUAUACCGCCGCUGAUUUAUCCUCCCAGACUAUUGAGUGGCAACCAUCAAAAUCUUAUGAUUUUGUAAGGACUUUACGCAUGGCGGGAUAUGGGAUGAUCAUUUUAGGACCAACACUACAUUUUUGGUUCAAUUUUAUGUCAAAGCUUUUCCCAAAGAGGGAUCUUUUCUCUACAUUGAAGAAAAUGGUCAUGGGCCAGACACUCUAUGGACCUGCCAUGACUGUUAUUUUCUUCUCCUCGAAUGCUGGUGUCCAAGGUGAAAACGGUAAAGAGAUUGUUGCCCGUUUAAAGCGCGAUUUGCUUCCUACAUUGUUAAAUGGAGUCAUGUACUGGCCCAUAUGUGAUUUUAUUACUUUUAGAUUCAUUCCUGUCCAUUUACAGCCAUUAGUCAGCAAUUCAUUCGCGUACUUGUGGACCAUUUAUAUGACCUAUAUGGCAGGCCUAGAGAAAGCCGAGAUAACUAGCUGA
This is a messenger RNA of Vicia faba (fava bean), 789 nucleotides long. The record is from the annotation of a GenBank genome assembly. NCBI's taxonomy places the organism in Eukaryota, Viridiplantae, Streptophyta, Magnoliopsida, Fabales, Fabaceae.